Molecule: messenger RNA, 841 nt
Organism: Cinclus cinclus
Lineage: Eukaryota; Metazoa; Chordata; Aves; Passeriformes; Cinclidae
Gene: BPGM
Product: bisphosphoglycerate mutase
Exons: 2
Coding region: 16-795 (259 amino acids)
Biological process (GO): glycolytic process
Molecular function (GO): intramolecular phosphotransferase activity
Source: RefSeq, a predicted model, not a curated record
UGAGCUGCAACCAAAAUGGCAAAGUAUAGGCUCGUUCUCCUAAGGCAUGGGGAAGGAGCCUGGACUAAGGAGAAUCGCUUCUGCAGCUGGGUGGACCAGAAGCUGAGCAGUGAUGGGAUAAAGGAAGCUCAGAACUGUGGCAAACACCUCAAAGCUCUGGGCUUUGAGUUUGACCUCGUCUUCACCUCCGUGCUGAGCCGCUCCAUCCAGACUGCCUGGCUGAUCCUGCAAGAGAUGGGCCAGGAGUGGGUCCCCAUUCAGAGCUCCUGGAGGCUGAAUGAGCGUCACUAUGGAGCGCUGAUCGGACUCAACAGGGCAGAGAUGGCUCUGAAUCACGGCGAGGAGCAAGUGAAAAUCUGGAGAAGAAGCUAUGAUGUUACUCCACCUCCCAUCUCUGAAUCUCACCCCUAUUACGCAGAGAUAUACAACGACCGCCGCUAUAAAUGCAGUGAUGUCUCUCAGGAGAAUCUCCCGAAGGCUGAAAGUCUCAAAGAUGUGCUUGAUAGACUCCUUCCCUAUUGGAAUGAAAAGAUAGUGCCAGAACUGAAAAGUGGCAAAAUGAUUCUUAUCUCUGCUCAUGGCAACAGCAGCAGGGCAUUGCUGAAGCACGUGGAAGGCAUCUCCGAUGAGGACAUCAUCAAUGUCACCCUCCCCACUGGUGUGCCCAUACUUCUUGAACUUGAUGAGAAUUUGCACCCUCUGGGCCCUCACCAGUUUCUGGGUGAUCAAGAAGCUAUCCAAGCUGCCAUCAAAAAAGUGGAAGAUCAAGGGAAAGUAAAAUCUGCUGAGAAGUAAAAUCCCACUGUCUAACACAGCUGUGUUCAGCGUGGUAGUAACUGAU